Penicillium soppii is the source of this 786-nucleotide messenger RNA. RefSeq names its product basic helix-loop-helix domain-containing protein. NCBI's taxonomy places the organism in Eukaryota, Fungi, Ascomycota, Eurotiomycetes, Eurotiales, Aspergillaceae. The coding region runs from base 1 to 786 and encodes 261 amino acids. Gene Ontology annotation, biological process: regulation of transcription by RNA polymerase II. The record is from RefSeq and is a predicted model, not a curated record. Gene Ontology annotation, molecular function: protein dimerization activity; RNA polymerase II cis-regulatory region sequence-specific DNA binding; DNA-binding transcription factor activity, RNA polymerase II-specific. The transcript has a single exon.
AUGGAGUACGGAAACCAAAUGCGCAUCAUGGAUCCUGCCACUCUUUCACAUUGCUGCCCUUGGCAAGCUGACAAUCAACCUAUACCCCGAGACCGAUGGCCCGUCGAAGAAGGCCUCCAGUGGGGAUCAGAUCCCAGCUUCUGUUACCACGGAUUCUCCUGCCCCAUCGGCACAUGGACAGAAGAGCGACUUGUACAAAAUUUGAUGCGAAAUAUGGCCAGUUUCUGCACCAGCGUUGACAUCGGCAUCGACGUCCCGGAACAUAUCCAGGAACAACCUCAAAAAGCGCACAUAGAUCCUAUGCAGUUGAAUGGAUUUUCACUCCCGAUGUUUCAGUCAUCGAUGGUUCCUCAAAACGAAAGAUUAUCUGAAACACCUUCAUUGUCAUCAUCAUCAUCACCUCCAUCAAGUCAGGUCCAGCGGUCGUCACCAGACACCACUGUCUGCACACGGCGCGCGAGCUGCACAAAGGCCGCCAAUAAGCCCGGACAAAAGAAGAGAAAAUGUAUUCAGAAGCCCGGGCAGAAAUUAUGCCAUUGCCGAUCAGAAAAGAAGAGGAGAGAGAUAAUUGGAGAGCGAUAUAAAGAACUGUGCCACAUCGUGCCGGGUCUUGAGAAACAUUCUUACACAAGGAAAUAUGUUCUUCAAGAAGCUGCAUUAUGGAUUGAAAAAUUGCUUCAGGGCAACGAUGCUCUUGAACAGCAACUGCAACAACUGAAACAGCAAGAGAAGCUGAACAAGUUGCGACUAUUUCCUAUUGAGGAAGAAGAAAAUUUUGAACAUUAG